Messenger RNA from Oppiella nova, 111 nucleotides. The record is from the annotation of a GenBank genome assembly. NCBI's taxonomy places the organism in Eukaryota, Metazoa, Arthropoda, Arachnida, Sarcoptiformes, Oppiidae.
AACGGAGUGCUUAGGAUUACGUUCACCACAACCGUGAAGACCACUACAACUCAGAUGAAAACCACGACCGGAAAGACUCAGAAGAAUAAGACUAAUCAGACAAAAAUGUAA